UGGCUGCGUUUGACCCACCUGGCAGAUUCAGAUAAGAACACUGGGAUGGGCAGUACUAAUAAGGAGGCACGUAGUGGCCAUUCUGAUACAGUUUCACAUGCGGCCGAGAAUCAGUCCAGCACCCCGACGCAUGACAUUCCAACUUUCACGCACCAGGCAGAUAUUUCAGCAUCCACAUCCGGAAUUCAGCACAAACGUCUGCGGAAGCCACCUGUCUGGCAUUGUGAUUAUGAUGUGCGACUUAACACAGUGAAAAUAAACUCCCCUCCCCACGUUUGCGUUGCUCCAAACGCCGAUUCAGCUCUUUCAGCUCACAAAGAACCUACCUCUUAUCAUGAGGUCGUCCGUGAUCCGC
This is a messenger RNA of Cuscuta europaea, 355 nucleotides long. The record is from the annotation of a GenBank genome assembly. NCBI's taxonomy places the organism in Eukaryota, Viridiplantae, Streptophyta, Magnoliopsida, Solanales, Convolvulaceae.